This is a messenger RNA of Pygoscelis adeliae (Adelie penguin), 1252 nucleotides long. It is a transcript of the gene HOMER2, whose product is annotated as homer homolog 2 (Drosophila). The transcript has 9 exons. The record is from RefSeq and is a predicted model, not a curated record. Gene Ontology annotation, biological process: protein phosphorylation; G protein-coupled glutamate receptor signaling pathway; regulation of store-operated calcium entry. Gene Ontology annotation, molecular function: ATP binding; G protein-coupled glutamate receptor binding; protein serine/threonine kinase activity. NCBI's taxonomy places the organism in Eukaryota, Metazoa, Chordata, Aves, Sphenisciformes, Spheniscidae. Gene Ontology annotation, cellular component: plasma membrane; dendrite; cytoplasm. The coding region runs from base 1 to 1158 and encodes 385 amino acids.
AUGGGGGGCUCGUUGUUGCUUUUGGCAAAAUAUGUGGAUGGGGAAAGAAAGUAUGCAUGUGAGUGUCCUUUCCUGGAAAUAAAUGUUUGGAGGAAAAGAGAACAGCCCAUCUUCACCACCAGAGCCCAUGUCUUCCAAAUUGACCCCAGCACGAAGAAGAACUGGGUUCCCGCAAGCAAGCAGGCUGUAACUGUUUCCUACUUCUAUGACAGCACGAGAAACAGCUAUCGGAUUAUCAGUGUGGAUGGAGCCAAGGUGAUCAUAAACAGCACAAUCACACCUAACAUGACCUUCACUAAAACAUCGCAGAAGUUCGGCCAGUGGGCGGACAGCAGAGCAAAUACCGUGUUUGGUUUGGGCUUUCCCUCCGAGCAGCAGCUGACGAAGUUUGCAGAGAAAUUCCAAGAAGUAAAAGAAGCUGCCAAACUAGCAAGGGACAGAUCUCAAGAGAAAAUUGAGACCUCAAGCAAUCAUUCCCAGGAAUCUGGACGUGAAACACCAUCUUCCACUCGAGCAUCUAGUGUGAACGGGACAGACGACGAGAAAGCAUCGCAUGGUGGUCCUGCCGAGGCACAUCUCAAGUCUGAGAAUGAUAAAUUAAAAAUUGCUCUAGCCCAAAGUUCAUCCAACGUGAAGAAGUGGGAGACGGAGCUGCAGACGCUGCGGGAGAGCAACGCCAGGCUGACCACGGCGCUGCAGGAGUCCGCGGCCAGCAUCGAGCACUGGAAGAAGCAGUUCUCAGCCUGCAAGGAGGAAAACGACCAGCUCAGGAGCAAGAUUGAAGAACUGGAGGAACAGUGCAAUGAAAUAAAUAAAGAGAAGGAAAGAAACGCGCAGCUGAGUAGACGUCUCCAGGAACUGGAAACAGAACUUCAGGACAAAGAGCUGGAACUGGAAGAGCUCCGAAAGCAGGGUGAAGUUAUACCACAGCUAAUGUCAGAAUGUGAAUCUGUAUCUCAACAAUUACAGGCUGCUGAGAAAAAGAACAAAGACCUUGAAGAGAAAGUCAGAACGCUAAGGACAGAAGUUGAAGAGAGCAAACAUAGGCAGACCAACCUUAAAACUGAAUUAAAGAAUUUUUUAGAUGUACUAGACGGGAAGAUAGAUGAAUUACAUGAUUUCCGACAAGGACUGUCUAAACUUGGGGUUGACAACUAGAUGGCAAUAGAUUUUUUUGUAAUCUAGGGUCUGGAUGUUUGAUGUUUUGUUGAUCCCAAACCUGUGUUUCACAAAAUAUAACUAGAAUGUUCCA